This is a messenger RNA of Didymella exigua CBS 183.55, 876 nucleotides long. RefSeq lists its product as uncharacterized. The record is from RefSeq and is a predicted model, not a curated record. Lineage: Eukaryota; Fungi; Ascomycota; Dothideomycetes; Pleosporales; Didymellaceae. The transcript has a single exon. Bases 1 to 876 code for a protein of 291 amino acids.
AUGAAUCGAAUAGACAGUGGAGUCAUGGGAUCCUCUCCUCAAAAAAUAUCAAAGGAGCAAACAUCAUCCUUAUACAGGAGCAACACCGCAAGCCAUCGCCGUCGCACGGCGAAGGCAGUCUCAGACUCAGUUGGGGUUUCAAACCUAGCCAACAUGUCUACACACCGAUCAGCUUCUGAGAAGCGGACACGCCCAUCAAACUAUCGCUCGGCCUCCUCGUCAGAAAAUUCCACUCGCAGAUCAAGAUCAAAAGGCCGUGGCCAUGAUUCGAAAUUAUCUUCCCGGCGCACUUCUUGUACCAUCGUGGAUCCUUCAAGACCAGCUCGCCACUACCGGGUGAAGAGCUCUCACGCCGUGUCGCCCUCAAGCCAGGAAGUGGACGAUGUACUUGCACUCCACUUCCGCAGUUGCAGCCUGUUCUCAAACCCAUCCUAUCAGGCCAACUCCGCGCUACCGAGUCCAACACUGUCUACCCAUGAACACCUCGGCUUCCCGAAUGCAGCUCCCCGUUUCAGUAUGGACGAGAUGGUCAUGGUUGAGGAACAUGUCUCACUGCAAGAGAUCGAGAGCGCACGAGCACCGAUCCCAGCUACUACCACACACUGGACGUCAUCCAGCACACGCAAGCGGGACUACGAGCGGAUAGACAGACAGAAUACCGGUCUUCGAGGCCUAGUCAGAAGAGUAGUCCCUCGCUGUGUAUCGGGGCCAACAGAGAAGUUCUACGAAAAAGACCAGUCGGAGGCUGGAUCCGUUCGACGCUACAGACUGGACGUCAUCGAAAGUCACAUCAACGAGAAGGAGAUGACGCGACUCCAGACUCAGAAUUCGCGAUCGCAGAGGCCCAAGCUGAAGUCGCGAUGGACCUGCUUCUGA